This is a messenger RNA of Physella acuta, 1752 nucleotides long. RefSeq names its product isovaleryl-CoA dehydrogenase, mitochondrial. Gene Ontology annotation, cellular component: mitochondrion. The record is from RefSeq and is a predicted model, not a curated record. NCBI's taxonomy places the organism in Eukaryota, Metazoa, Mollusca, Gastropoda, Physidae. Gene Ontology annotation, molecular function: flavin adenine dinucleotide binding; 3-methylbutanoyl-CoA dehydrogenase activity. Gene Ontology annotation, biological process: L-leucine catabolic process.
CGAAACGAAAAAUGGGAGGUCAUCCUGAUCCGAAGUUCAUUUCACUCUAGGCCUAUAGGCUUGAUUUUAGUAGAUUUCUACUGGGCUAGCAAAGUUUUAGUAUUAAAUUUAUAAGACGUUAGUGAUGGCAACUUUAGCUCUUAGAUCGUGUGUUCGUCUUCGACAACCAGUUAUUAGUGUUUUAUCAAAGAGGUCUAGCUCAUACUUCCCUAUAGAUGACACCCUUUAUAAUUUAUCUGAGGAACAGAAGCAGCUUCGUAACAGUGUGUUUCAGUUUUGUCAAAAUCAGCUGGCGCCUAAAGCUGCGGAGAUUGACAGGACAAAUGAAUUCAAAGACAUGAGACAAUUCUGGCUGGACUGUGGAAAGAUGGGAUUACAUGGAGCCACUGCACCAAGUAAGUAUGGAGGGUCAGAAAUGGGCUACCUUGAACACUGCAUCAUCCUGGAAGAGAUGACUCGUGCGUCUGCUUCUAUUGCCCUCAGCUAUGGUGCCCACUCCAACUUGUGCAUUAACCAGAUCGUCAGGAAUGGAACAGAUGCACAGAAAGACAAAUAUCUACCAGGAUUAAUAUCAGGAGAAAAAAUUGGCGCUUUGGCUAUGAGUGAACCUAAUGCUGGCUCAGAUGUUGUUUCAAUGAAGCUAACAGCAAACAACAAAGGGGACCAUUAUGUGUUAAAUGGCAACAAGUUCUGGAUUACAAAUGGCCCUGAUGCUGAUGUGCUUGUUGUUUAUGCUAAAACAGACCCAAAGAGCCCUAAACCCCAGCAUGGCAUCACAGCUUUUCUUGUUGAAAAGGGAAUGCCAGGUUUUUCAACUGGCAAGAAACUAGAUAAGUUGGGGAUGAGGGGAUCAAACACAUCAGAACUUAUAUUUGAAGACUGUAAAGUACCAGCUGAAAAUGUGAUGGGAUCGCUGGGGAAGGGUGUGUAUGUGCUGAUGAGUGGGCUGGACAUUGAGAGAUGUAUCCUUGCUGCAGGACCAGUGGGAAUAAUGCAAGCUUGUUGUGAUGUAGCCUUUCAGUAUGCCCAUGUCAGAGAAUGUUUUGGUGAAAAAAUUGGUCAUUUCCAGAUGAUUCAGGCAAAGAUGGCGGACAUGUACACAAUAUUAAAUGCAAGUAGAUCAUAUUUGUACAAUGUUGCAAGAGCUUUGGACAGAGGAGAGCGCCAUCCUAACAAUUGUGCAGGUGUAAUUCUCUAUACUGCUGAAGCUGCUACUAAAAUGGCACUUGAUGCAAUUCAAAUUCUUGGUGGAAAUGGUUACAUCAAUGACUAUCCAACAGGACGAUUGUUGCGUGAUGCAAAGUUGUACGAGAUAGGAGCUGGGACUAGCGAAAUUAGACGGCUUGUUAUUGCCCGUGCCAUUAAUGCACACUACCGAUAACAUAUACUUGAAAUAUUUUAAAGAAUUAAUAAGUAAUUGUACUGAACACCUAGGUUUAAAGAAAGUAAAAUUACCUGGUGAUUUAUUCAUAUAAACACUUGAACAAUGAGUUAGACACUGUGAAAAGAACUUAAUUUGUAUAGGAUUAUUUCACAAUCAGAUAUCUUCUUUAGCACUUCAAAAUGCCAUAAUUUAGCAUUCCUUUAUGUGUGAAGAAAUAUUUUUAAGACUAGUCAGUAUUUUCAGCAGGUUUAUAAAUGAUAUGCUCAUGAUGUACACCAGAAUCUUAGUGUGUAUCACUAGACCAAGUUGUUGCCCUGUUAUAGCUGUAUUUAGUGUAAACAUUGAAUAUUGUUAGUUUGGUUUCAGGU